Messenger RNA from Drosophila montana, 3386 nucleotides. RefSeq names its product arsenic resistance protein 2 (gene Ars2). Gene Ontology annotation, cellular component: nuclear body. Gene Ontology annotation, biological process: primary miRNA processing; mRNA processing. Gene Ontology annotation, molecular function: nucleic acid binding. The record is from RefSeq and is a predicted model, not a curated record. NCBI's taxonomy places the organism in Eukaryota, Metazoa, Arthropoda, Insecta, Diptera, Drosophilidae. The coding region runs from base 144 to 3080 and encodes 978 amino acids. The transcript is spliced from 8 exons.
CAGCAAUCUGGCAGCACUGUUUGCAAUGUAUCGAUAUAUCGAUAUUAAUUACUGCCAUAUCUACAUCCCAUUUUAGACGCCGCACUGUAAGACAAUAAAAUUGAAAUAAAGCCUACAAAUAGUUAAAUAAAAGACAACCACCAAUGGCUGAUUCGGAUGAUGAAUACGAUCGCAAGCGGCGUGAUAAAUUCCGCGGCGAACGCGACAGCUACAGGCCCGAACGGCGGGACGAACGUCGACCUAUGGGCGGUGGUGCCAAUUCCCGGGACGAGUGGUCCGAGCGGAAUCCAUUUCGAGGCAGUUCGGCUGCAGGUGGUGGUGGCGGUGGCGGCGGCGGUGCACGUCAUCGCCCAGAUUACAGUGAGUAUCGUGGCUCCGGACCACGUCCGCGCUACGGCUCGCCGGGACGAGAGAUGCCGCCUGCGAAACGCAUGCGACCUGACUGGGGCGACAGCGAAAUGAGGUCUAAUCCACGCUUUGGCUACGAUCCGUACCUAGUGCAGGCCUGGAAUGAUCACUAUCAAUCGCUGCACUCGGCCUACUCUCAUUCGGGUCAUCCGUCCUCGGCCCGUGAAUCAGCGCCCAAUGUCGUCAACAGCGACACACAAACACAGCCAGCGAUGCUAACGUUAAAACAAUUUCUGGACACGCAGGACGAGAACAUAUCUGACUCGGAAGUGAUGCGAAAGUACACCGAAUACAAGACGGACUUUAAGCGACAGCAGUUAAACGAGUUCUUUGUGGCGCACAAGGAUGAGGAAUGGUUCAAAAACAAAUACCAUCCCGAAGACAGUGUGCGACGCAGCGAGGAGCAACGCGGCUUUUUGAAGAGACGCACCGAUGUAUUUCUGGAACUACUCGAGAACGGCACUAUUGGCAGCGUCAAGGUGGAUUCCUCGCAGGCGGAUGCUUUGGUGCGAGUCCUGGACACUUGUGUGAUUAAACUGGAAGGCGGCACCGAUGAAGAUCUUAAGAUACUCGACGAAAAGCCCAAAGAUACGCCAGUUGUAUAUGAGCGCAAAUCAGAAUCGACAGAAGCCACAGUUGUCGCCAAGCGAGAGCCUGAAAGUCCCAACCAGACCAAAUCUGAGAAAGGCGCUGAUGAGGUUCUGCCAGUGGUUGUGUCGCCGCAGCGCAAGAGCCUGCGGCCUGCUAACUCCGAUGAGGAGAACUGGGAUGAUGAGAACGAUGAGAUGGCUGCGGUCCCAGAGGCAGCUAAAAUCGAGCAGCAAACAGAAAUAGUGACUGCAAAGCCGGCCAAAGAGCAAGGCGAUGAUGACUCGGUUAAAAGCGGCAGCGAUAAAAAGUUAAAGAAGAAAAAAAUCAAGAAACGAAAUCGCAACAGCAGCGACGAUGAUAGCUCAUCUUCAUCCAGUUUCGAGUCGGACACGGACUCAGACGAUGAGAAGCUGAAAGCGAAAUAUGAUGUGGAGGAGGGUUUGCGCGCCGAUCAAAAAGCAGAGGCACAAAAAGACAAAGAGGAGGCAGCAACGGUCGCCAAAGCCAAUCAGCUGCCACCCGACAGUCCCCAACCUGAGAGCGGCACUGCUCUCAAGGAUGCGGCAGUUAUCAAAAGUGAACUGAGCGAAGAGCAGCAGGAAAAAGAUACGGAGCAGCCAGCGGAGCUGCAAACGGACGAGUCAGCAGCAGCUGAAAAUGGGGAGGAGGCAGAGAAAACAGACAAAACCGAGCUGGAGACGAAAUCAACAGCGGAUGAUGUGACCGAGACAAUCGAUUUGGACAAGGUAAAGGACGGAUCACAGCCACGUGCAUUGCAUCGCACCUCGUCCAUUUUCCUACGCAAUUUGGCGCCGUCAAUAACGAAGGCAGAAAUCGAAGCGAUUUGCACCCGCUUUAGUGGGUAUUUGCGCGUGGCCAUUGCCGAUCCGCUGGUGGAGCGACGCUGGUAUCGCCGCGGCUGGAUAACAUUUACGCGCGACGUUAACAUCAAGGAGAUCUGUUGGAGCCUGAACAAUCAGCGUUUGCGCGACUGCGAAAUGGGCGCCAUUGUCAAUCGGGAUUUGAGUCGACGUGUGCGUCCCGCCAAUGGCAUCACAGCGCACAAGCAGAUUGUUCGCGCUGACAUCAAGCUGUGCGCAAAGAUUGCCAUGAAUCUGGAUGAACGUUUUAAGCUAUGGAGCGAGGCAGACCCCUCGCAGCAGCAGCCGGAUACGGCAAGCAAGCCCAGCGCGGAGGCAACCAAUGGCAGCGGCGGCAAUUCGACCACAUAUGGCUUCAACUCCAAAAAUCCGGUGCUUCAAAACAUAACCGAUUACCUCAUCGAAGAAGCCUCUGCUGAGGAGGAGGAACUGUUGGGCUUGGCCGGCGAUAACAAAGAUGGCGAGGGCGAGCCCAUUGAACGGGAUGAGCAGCUAAUUUUGGUUCUGGAUCGUCUGGUGCUCUAUUUGCGCAUUGUGCACUCGGUGGACUACUAUAAUCACUGCGAAUAUCCGUACGAGGAUGAGAUGCCAAAUCGCUGCGGUAUCAUACACGCACGUGGUCCACCGCCUAUGCGUGUCACCAGCAACGAUGUCCAGGAAUACAUCAAGGCCUACGACGGUAAGCUGCAGCAGUUUUUAACCAAGAGCGUUCAGCUGAGCGAUGAUGAAAUCAAAGAGCUGGGUGCCAAGAAUCCCGAAUCCGAGGUGGAGAAAUUCGUGCAGGCCAAUACACAGGAACUGGCCAAGGAUAAGUGGCUGUGCCCUCUGUCGGGCAAAAAGUUCAAGGGUCCCGAGUUCAUACGCAAGCACAUCUUCAACAAGCACGACGAGAAGGUGGACGAGGUGCGCAAGGAGGUGCAAUAUUUCAACAAUUACUUGCGUGACCCCAAGCGGCCACAGCUGCCCGAGCAUCCGGGCAGCUCCAAGCGUACUGAAUCAGAGUCUGGACGUGGUGCCGGCGGCUAUCGGCCGCCCAUGUAUCCCCCCUUCUCAGCUAUGCCCUACGGAUUUGCACCGCCCAUGAUGGGCGGCGGUGGACGCGGCGGACGCAAUUUUCCUCCAGUGCGCAGACCCGGUGGUUUUGAUUAUCGCGCCAGAUCACACUACCGGGACUUGGACGCGCCCCAAGAGCCGUACUAAGAUAAUGCCCCACACAAUAGACUAUAAAUUAUAUUAGUGUAUAAUAAACAAAGCUCACGCAUUGAACAAAUAAUAAUCGAACAGAGAUUUCUAAAGACAUUUCUUAACCAUCUUGAAACUUAAAUUAUUAAAACACAAAAAAGAAAACUGAAAAGAAGAAAAACCGUUUUUAACGUCAGAUGUUUUGCAUGGUUCUAAUCUACGCUAAUUGUUUUGUAUUGCUUGGAGAAAAAAGAAAAACUAAAUAAAAGUUGUUUGUCAUCAUGGAAUUUUUAAUUUUAAUAAAAGAUAACUGUUUAAAUUGAA